ACUGGCAGUGCUGAGAUUGAAAGCGACGCCAGGGUGCGAGAGGCGGUUGCCCGCGCCAACGCCCUGGAGGAAAAACUGCAGGCUCUGCAGAAACAGAUGGAUGUACGUGCUAGCCAUCAUGCCUUUUUGCGUGUAUUUUCCAAUCUUGACCUUCUCUCUGCCCUGAUCCCGUUUUCGGAAUUGGCGCCGUCUAUAAUAUUUCUUUGCCAAGCCAUGUUCAAAAGUUGGUGGACAGGUAAUAGGGUUGGUGACAAGAAGGUUGUGACUGGUCCAGCUCAUCUGAAAAAGCAGUUCACCCGCGUUGCCGUGGUCUUCUCCACGAUUAGCAAGUGA
Molecule: messenger RNA, 333 nt
Organism: Dibothriocephalus latus
Lineage: Eukaryota; Metazoa; Platyhelminthes; Cestoda; Diphyllobothriidea; Diphyllobothriidae
Source: the annotation of a GenBank genome assembly